AUGUCACAGUCAUACAGAUUGGAGUGUGGCGUGAGGCAAGGGGGGUUGUCGUCGCCGAUACUUUUCAAUCUGUAUAUUAAUGAACUGAUAGUUGCAUUGGGUAGCACUCAUGUCGGCUGUCAUAUAGACGUUGUAAAUGUAAAUAAUAUAAGUUAUGCGGACGACAUGGUGCUUCUGAGUGCGUCAGUAUGUGGACUUAGAAGACUCAUGGCUAUCUGUGAGUCAUAUGCGCGUCGGCACGGUCUGGUUUAUAAUGCAAUAAAAAGUAAAGUCGUGGUCUUCGAGGCCAGAGGCAAUAAUACAGAUGUUUUUCCCGAAGUCAAACUCAAUGGCAUAGCGCUGGAAAGGGUGUAUAAAUUUAAAUACUUGGGACAUCUGUUGAACUCUGACCUUAGAGAUGACGAUGAUAUUGAACGAGAAAGGAGAGCGCUGGCGGUGAGGGCGAAUAUGAUAGCGCACAGAUUUGCGCGGUGCUCUAGGGAUGUCAAGAUCACUCUGUUUAGAUCAUUUUGUACAUCCUUUUACACUUGCAAUCUGUGGGCUGCAUACACCCGAAAGUCCUACAGCGGGCUUCGCGUUCAGUAUAACAACGCAUUCAGGGUGUUGAUGGGGCUGUCGCGAUGCUGCAGUGCAUCAGGGAUGUUCGCGGAGUACCGUGUGGAUUGUUUUUAUGCUACAAUGCGGAAAAGAUGCGCAUCCCUGGUGCGGAGGGUACGUGCCAGUACCAACAGCAUCCUGAGCAUGAUUGCGGGGAGGCUGGACUGUGCAUAUAUUAAUCACUGCUGUACUAUUUCUAAUGGAAUGGUACAGCGGUGA
Molecule: messenger RNA, 816 nt
Organism: Achroia grisella
Lineage: Eukaryota; Metazoa; Arthropoda; Insecta; Lepidoptera; Pyralidae
Exons: 1
Coding region: 1-816 (271 amino acids)
Source: RefSeq, a predicted model, not a curated record